Durusdinium trenchii is the source of this 7422-nucleotide messenger RNA. NCBI's taxonomy places the organism in Eukaryota, Dinophyceae, Suessiales, Symbiodiniaceae. The record is from the annotation of a GenBank genome assembly.
AACAUAUUGAAAUGAUUUGUGAAAGCCAGUUGCUUCGUCCAUGGAAGCCCAAGGGCUUGAAACGAGCAGCACUUUUCCGUGAAGAAAAGUCGAGUCGUGCCCUGGUUCUUCUUGACCGACAACAUGCAUCAACAUGCAUCCCCAGGUCUUGACCGUGACAACAUUGCUGCGGUACUUCGCAGUGGCAACAAGGAAGAGGUGUUGCCAGUCUUGCACCUCCUGAUCUGUGCUGGCAAAGCCACCAUAGAGUCACUCCAGGUCCUGGAGCACGUUGGCCGCUUGCUGAGGCACCAGGACGCGGAAGUGGCCUCGACUGCAGCCGAGCUUUUGGCGGCUGCGGGCGCUGAAGGACACGAAGAGGGCCUGAUACAGAUGCUACAGCGAGUUGAAGAUGUUUGUGUCCGGGCGGCCUUGUCGGCCCUCGGCAAGGUCGGCCCCAACAUCAGCCCAUCCCAUAAGGAUUUGGUGGUCCGCCACGUGGCCCUGUGCCUAUCUGGCAGCCACCGCGUGCGGAGCCGUGCCUUGAGAACGCUGGGAGAGCUCAAAGCUAUGCGUCAGGCCUUGGGCAUCCACCGUUUUGGAGCGAAGCAGGACCCUGAAAGCGAGCGGGCGAAAGGUGGGAUGGCCACGAGGAUGAAGAUUGAGGCCCAAAGACCAGAAGGGGCUUUGCAGGCCACAACAGACACUCCUCGCUUGUCUAAAGACUUGAAGGAAGCACAGGAGGUCAUCGACUCGCUCAAAGAGGCUUUUGCUGCAUCAGAACAGCGUGCAGAUCAGCAGGCGCAGCUGUUCGUUCAGAGGGAGCAGCACUGGCAGAAUGAGCUUGCGCAAGCAGAAAGCCUUGCGGAAGUGGCUGCGCAAGAGAAGGACGAGUUGUGCGCUGAGCUUGUGGAAAAGGCUAAAGACUUGAAGGAAGCGCAGGGGGUCAUCGACUCGCUGAAAGAAGCUCUUGUUGCGUCAGAGAAGCGUGCAGAUCAGCAGGCUCAGCAGUUCGAGCAAAGGGAGCAGCACUGGCAGAAUGAGUUUGCCCAUGCGGCAGCGAAAGCGGAAAGCCUCACGGAAGCGGCUGCCCAAGAGAAGGCCAGAGAAGUUGGUGAAGAUGUAAAGACACAUGUUGAGCAGGACUCAGGAAGCCCUGCAAAAGAGGUUGACUUGAGGCGCCGAAUGGAGGCGAUGUUCAAGUCCAAGCUGAAAGGCUCAGAAUGGCUCCCAUGGCAGAGCUGCAUCGAUUCGCUGCAGUCCGUGGGGUGCACAUUGCAGGAGGCCAAAUCCUUCCUCAAGGAGUACGGCUCGUGGAUACGUGUGAAAGACUUCUUGGACAUCCUCUUCGCCUCUCCGAAGGAGAAGCAGAAGUUGGAAGACUUCAUGAAGAUGAAGAAGCCUAUUAGUUUGUGCUUGCCACUUCGAAUCACUUUCAAGCUGAGGGAGACGCCGUCCGUGCUCAGCAACAUGGCGGACAAAACGUUCGCUGGUCGCAUCAAACCCGGAGCUAAGUAUUGCUAUGCAUCUUACCCAGGCAAGUUCAAAACUGGAUUCGAGGCGCUCUCCAGUGAUGUCGGUGAGUUCGGCGAUCAGAGUGUCGCUUGCGUCUACUUUUGCAAGAAAGAGGAUGGCUUGGGCAGUCACCACCCUGACCCAGAAGAUAGCAAAGGACGUUGCUACUGUAGAAGAAUCUACGGUGAGGGCAAUGAUUCGAACAGAGAUUAUCAGACAUUUGGAUACAUCCAUUGGAUUGGGGCGCCCUAUGGUGAGAAGAUGGCGAACGCACAGAAAGUGGCGGAGGCCAUGAAUGCCGUCCUGGUUCGGGAGGAUGCCAGCGAGGAAGAGAAAACUCACGCGAUCAGAGAGGCCAAGAGGCGCUGGAACCAGAGUGGUCGGGUUGCAGCCUGGGGUUGCCUUUGGCUUCAUGUGUGGUUUGGACACAUGAAGGAAGCAGUGAAAAGACGUCAGCGACUCAAAGUCGUAUACUAUCCCGGCAUGGUCGGGAAAGGUAAAGUGACGAUGAAAGACUUGCAAGACCCGAAUGUGUCUCUCUGGGAUUCGGACCCCAAGAACAGAGGUCUCGGCGGGUCUCAGAAGGCCGAAGUGGCCAUUAUAGAAGACAUGAGAGAACUAGAAGGUGCUGCAUGGGACUACGAUGAAGUUGAUGUCUCCGAAUUUCUCAAGGACUCCUUUUCUCCUGGCAACACAGUUGCUGCUUUGGAUGGGCAUGAAUGGAAAAGAGGAGUCAUCAUUGGAGUUGAUGGCCUGCAGUGGAAAGUGCGGUGUCAGCGGACAAACCAAGUACUCACAACAGACCGUGUUCGGCAUGAGAGCGAAGCAGUGGAGAAGUUUGCCACCAUUUUCUCUGAAGCUUUCGGUGCUUCUCUUCCAGAUGGUGAGGUUGUAGCAACAUGCCCCCGCGAGGAGAGGCUUGAGGAUGGUGUUCUGACAAUGAGGUUUGAUCUUCAGUGCAAAGACGUUGCGGCGCUGAAGGCAUUGUGCAGUGCAGUGUUGUCUGGGCAUUUGGAGUCUGCAAUCCAGGAUAGAGAUGACUUCGGUCGGUUGAGCGCGGGAGUGCACAUCGAGAAGACUGAGUUUGUGAAGGCCUACAAGCAUGUGCUGAUGAGCUCCAUCGAUCUGACGCCGCAUCAAGAGGAGAAGGUCAAAGAGCUAGAAGGAGAUGGAGACUUCCACCUCUCAGCGGCAGCUGGAUCAGGCAAGACCUUCGUGGCAGUGCGGAAGGUUCUUUUGACGCUGGACGCAAAUUCAGAAGGUCAAGUAUUGUUCGUCGCUCCCACGAAGGCCUUGUGUUUGCACUUCCUCCAGUGGUUUGUGGCAAUGCAUGGCGGAGAUGAAGCAGAUGUGGUGAAGCAGUUUGCACGGCUUAGGCUCAUGUAUGCUCCCUACAACAGUUGCAUGACUGCUAGCCUCAAAGGCAAUAAAAUAGAACUUGCAAAGGAUGAAGGCCCGAACAUUCAGUUUGUGCUUUCAAUUGUGGAUGAGGCUCACGACAUUUUUCGCACAGAUGUCGAGCAAGGAGUGCUUAGAGAGAUUUUGUUGCACAGCUCCAAGCAGAGGAUCCUCCUCUCGGACGCAUCCCAGUCGGGGGCCGUGAAGCAAAACUAUCCUAAAGAAAUCCAAUUUCAGGAAAAACAUCUCAGCCAAGUGGUUCGCAGCACCGACCGAAUCGUUCUGGGUGCAAAAUCUUUUCAAUUGCCUCCCGAGUCUUCCGAGCAGUUGCCAACUGAUGAAAGCUCCUCGAGCUGCGCUGGUCCACCUUUGAAGACCUUCCUGUUUGAGCCAGAAGAUGCGGCAUCGCCUUCGCCACCAUUCCAAGAGUAUUGCCGGUACACCAUCUCUGCUCUCCGGCAUGUGAUCUCAUCAUAUCCAGACCUAAGGCUUCAUCAUUGCGUGGCCAUCAUCGUUCCCAACCCUGAUUUUCUCAACAGGUUCAAGCCUGUUUUGGAGAAGGUGCUGCGCGACCCAAUUACACACAAGAGUUUUCUUGUCCAACACAAAACGCCACAGCUCCCGGCUCCGCUGCCUCGGCCUCCGCAGCUGUCGGCUCCGCUGCCUCGGCCUCUGCUGCCUCCGCCUCCGCUGCCUGCGCAGCUGUUGCCACCAAGGAAGCCAGACCCAGCUGACCAAGAUGAGCUUGCUGGCAAGAAUUUGCGGUUCAUUGACUUUGAGGAGUCGUUGUCUUACAUAGUGACAUCAGAUACGGUGGAGAACUGCAAGGAGGAGUGCAUCAUUCUGGAUUCCGUGGACAACGCCAAGGGGCUUGAAGAGCUCAUUGUCAUAUCAGUUGGGAUGGAUGCCGAGAUCGGUUCUGAAGGUAGUGCUGCUGCCCUGGCAACACGCGCUUGUCUUUACCAGACUAUCACACGUGCCCAGCUUAUGGCGUUGGUCGUGAAUGAGUACGUGUCGGGUGGGUGGCUGGAGCACUUGGCCCUUUGCAAACUGAUGGCAGGCGAGUUUGAUGAGUCCGCUGGGCGCAUCGAAUCUUCCACCGGAGCCGCUGCCCAGGUUGUGAAGGAGAUUCAGGCAAAAUCUCAUCAAGGAAAGUUUGAGGAGGGCAAAGAAGGUGGUCUCUUCAAAGGCACAGCAACUCAAACGCUUAAGACACAUGGUGCACCUGCGCAAAUUUCAACUGCACCUUUGCCUUCAGCAUCUGAAACAGUUGCAGGGAAGAAGGAAAUGCAAUCUCGUGCAAGUGUGGUUUGGGAUACUGGGCACAACAGCAUCAAGACUCCCAUAUACGAGCUAAGCUUUGAUCCUUCAAGACGAUCUACGGCAGAAGCCUUCGAGAUGUUGAGAAAGAUCCUUCCCGGAGAGCAGUUGAUGGCAGUCCCAUCCACCUGCCCAUACCCCAAGAAGGAUUGCCUCAUUUGGCAGUACAAUCAUCAUGACUCAAGUGUUGUUGAACUCAUUAUUGAGAACACAUCAUAUACGGAGCAUGCGUUCUUGUUUUGCCGUGACGGCAGUUGUUUGAGAAGAUACAAGAGAUAUUCGAAAAAAACAGAUGCACAUCAUGAUGGCAGUGAGCUUCACAUUUUCGACCCAGAAGAGGAGUGGAUCGGUUCUGUUGGAGAGGGGCAAUUUAAGCUGGAAGGGUGUACCUUGAGUGGGACACUUCGUCAAGCAAAAGGCUUCGCAGAAUGGCGUACUUCAGAUUUUUGGAGCCAAGGCCGAGAUAUAGAUUUUCAUUACACUCGAAAAGAGCUUCUGUCCCACAGACUCAGCAAACGUGAGGCUUAUUUGGAAGAGAAGUUUGCUGAACUUUCAGAAAACAAACUGAAGGAUCUUGGCAUGGACCCACAGCACUUGUGGUUUUGGCAGGCUGACCUAUGAGCCCGGCAAAGAGGCUCAUACACCGAAGGAUUCGUGCAUUCCUUUGCUUCACCUUCCAUGUGACCUAAUUCGGUGCCACUCUCCAAAGGAGAAGGGGAAUAUACACAAGCUCCUUUACCCCAGGUGCCAGCCGCGAACUAGUCUAUAUUGAAGGCACUUGGUCCAGUCUUGGAUGAACUUUGUUGGCCCAAAAGGUGCGGAAGGAGUUAAUGCUCACAGAUUCCAGAUUGAUACAAGAUGAUACAAGUGAUGUGGAGCGAUGCCUCUGUGAGCGUGUGAGCUCAUGGACAGAGAUGCUUUUAUAAUAUAUUUACUUUUGUGGGUGCUCAAGCAGCUUUUAGCAUUUAUCAUUUAUCAUUUGUUUGUCCAGCUAGCAAACAUUCAGACAUCCAAUGGACAAACAUUGACAACCUUAGGAGGAAGUCUGAUGCCACAAGGGUCCGCGACCCGAGCCAAACACCUCUCAGCAAACCCUGGAUUCUCAAGAAGCCUUUGUCCCCCAAGAGGCAGUGAGCCCGAAGGUUCCCGAAGCCGAUGGUGCUUUGAUGAUCCAAUCCUUGCCACUUGGAGAUUUUGCAGUUGUCAUAUGGCUGUGAGUUAUUAACCCUGGACUCCCUUGUGGACCACCCAAAAUCACGAGAAAUCAGGUCCAGAGGGAGCCUCCUCGCCUGCGGACUGGUGGUUGCGGCAUUAUCCUUCUGGCCCCUUCACCAUAUGGAAAGAUACUAAGAGGGUUUGCGCAACUGGAGGGUAUGAAAUGAAGAAUGCAGCUAGGUGGCCGUGGUGAUUUGGAGGCUUAGGUUUUGACCCACCCAGCCCAUAAUAUGUUGUGCAACUGACAGGGCAGUUGCAGUUCCACAGAGCUCAGGCUGUGACAUCCACGCGACUUGUUCUUACGUCGAAGGCCUCGUUGAAGUCCGGCGGACUUGUCUCAGAUAGCUAGCUCCCGUUCAUCAACAAUUUGUUUGGGUCACAGCCGUUCACAGGUCGGGUCCCAUUUGACAGCUGGAAUUCCCUGGCACACUGUGCGCAAAGAGCAGCCCGAUCAAACAAGAAUCACCCAGCACGUUUUUGUUUCACGCGCCCUUUGUACAGUUAUGUUUGUAGCGCCUUUCGGGUGUUCAAAAAGUGAGUAAUGGUCUGUUCAGGAGACGUGCCCGUGUGCCCGAAAGACACGGUGUGCCCGUCUCGAGUCUCCAGUACAGUACAACACAGAGCGGUCACUUGUAUGAAGACUUAUGGACGGUUCGCGGCAAUGCAGCUGAGCUGCGUGUAGAUCCUUGAAUACCUAGGUAUAGCCUAAUAGCAUCUAAUAGCUAUCAAUUUGAAUUAGCAAUGGCCAGGGAACAGUCAAGAGCUAGUGUCAGUGUCAGCUGAUAGAAUAAUUGAACGAAGGGUCGUGAUGAUAAUACCAAUGAAACUGGACCAAGGCCAGUUGGGCUUAGACUAUCCAGGCUCGACAAUUGAGAAGUUCGAUCAGUGAGCGUGGCAGGAGAGAGGUGAAGUGCUGGCAGAUUUGAACAUGUUGGCUGCCCCUUGAAAGGGGGCCGAUGGGCCUACUGGCGUCCCGAUGUGUCCAUGUGAUGUAUCAUCUUCUUGUUCGGAUUGGGUCACUGCCAGGCCCCAGAAGUCGGAACGGAGCGGCAAUUGACAGUAAGGAGAUGCAGCGGCUGCACUGCUGUCGAACUGUAGAAGCAGAGGAGAAGGGGUGCGACUUUCUCUUCCUAUUGGAUGACGAAAGUGCCGGGAUUUUGCCUAGCCAGCUUCCGGCGAAGGAUCGAGGAACGCCCUAUACCCUCCUGCCACAGCCAAUGCUGUCUAGCGUCUGUGGGCUCGCCAGCGUGAGUGCAGUUUGCACGCCUUGAGGCGCAGAAGCGAUUGCUCCACCACUGGAGGUUUGGACCACGAGGGACGUGCAUUUUGGCGCUCGAUGGGAUCCAGUCUGGCACAACCUGCAGAGCCUGCGAGCGCUCAGCACGGUGCCGGUAUUGCUUAGCUGGCUGAGGCUGCUCGCCUUGAAGCAUGACCUGGUUGCUCGCCUUGCCACAGGCUCAUGGGAGGGAUGGGACGGUGUGGAAUUUCGGCGAGGAAUGGUGGAGUCCAGGAGUUUUGUUGAUCAGGCAGGCUCCGCUGGGGGGGGCCAAACUGAUGGAAUGGAUGGAGUAUUGCAAUUUGGUGCCUUCCAGAGUGGUUUGUCCACACACACACACUGAAGGUGCAGACACUUUUCUUCCUGACAGGUUUGUCAAUGCACUGUUGUGCCUGCGCGCAAUGAGAUGUGUCUUAUUGUUUCUUGAUAUGAACACUAUUUGAACCGCAGCACGCCGAGAAGUCGAACCAGAUCUUUUUGCCUGUAUGGCAAAGGAGGACUGAAAGGAGUGUUUGUCUUCUACACCUUUCCAAGAUAACCUACAGUCCAGCCAUUCCGAAUGAGGCCUUCCCCUUUUUCAUCGCCGCCCGUCCGUCCCUGCAAACGCGUGGUUCAUCCGGGGGGGAUCCGCUCUGGGCUUUGCGCCAGCCCCCCCGAGGGGAAUAGCUUCUCCAUCACCACCGGCCGAUCUGAGAUUCUGUGAGUCGGAAGGAUGGCCA